Molecule: messenger RNA, 1709 nt
Organism: Aspergillus candidus
Lineage: Eukaryota; Fungi; Ascomycota; Eurotiomycetes; Eurotiales; Aspergillaceae
Product: aminopeptidase P family protein
Exons: 3
Coding region: 179-1591 (470 amino acids)
Molecular function (GO): metalloaminopeptidase activity; manganese ion binding
Source: RefSeq, a predicted model, not a curated record
ACUUAAUAUAGCACGGCAGUACAAUUAAACCGACGGUAACCGGUUCGAGCCCCGCAGCUCGAUACCCCGCCCAUAUCUCGAGGUUUGCUCGACCGAUGUGCCACGUUCCCCAAGUCGUUCCACAUUGUUCUGUGUCUUUGGAGUUGCCACCCCCCAGGUUGAGAAUAACUGAUUAAAAAUGGCUACCGUGGAUGCUAUUAUAGCUGGUAAAUAUCCAGCCAAAGCUCAUGCGCGCCGGGUUGCCCAGCAACUCGAGACUCACGCGAAUGGUAGUCCUACCGUCGUGUAUCUGGAGGCGCAGAAAACUCGCAUGAUCGAGGACAAUGACGAGCCCAUGCCUUUUAGGCAGCGACGCCCUUUCUUCUACUUGUCUGGUUGCUUGCUACCUGAUUCGUCUCUGGUAUACAACGCCAGCACAGACGAACUGACACUCUUCCUCCCCGCAACUGAUCCAGAAGACGUGAUCUGGUCUGGCCUCCCCCUAUCUGCAACCGAGGCCCUUGAGCUCUAUGACGUCGAUCGCGUGCAAGCUACGCCAGACGUGAAUGCCACCCUGUCCUCGAUUGCAACCGCGCACGGAGGAAAGGCCGUGGCCUUUGCAAUCGCAGACCAGGUUUCGGAUGAAACCAAGUUCAACGGCUUCGCAGCGACUAACCUUACCGCGCUGAAGGGCGCCAUUGAAACGACCCGCGUAGUCAAAGACGGGUACGAGAUCGCCCUUCUCCGAAAAGCAAACGACAUCACAGCCCAGGCGCACAUUGCGGCUCUCCGCAAAUCCCAGUCUGCCACGAAUGAGAGGGAAAUCGAGAGCGUCAUCAUCGCGACAUGCAUUGCCCACGGCGCUCGCGAGCAGUCCUAUCAUCCGAUCGUCGCCUGCGGUGAGAACGGGGCUACUCUCCACUACCCGAAGAACAACGCCGACACAAUCGACAUUGCGACAAAGAAGAGGAAGGGGAAUGUUCUUAUCGAUGCUGGAGGUGAAUACCGCACCUACUGCGCUGAUAUCACCCGCGUGUUUCCGCUGGAGGGAAGAUUUCCGAUGGAGACUCGCCAGAUCUACAAGAUUGUUUUGCAGAUGCAGGCGGAAUGCAUUGCGAUGCUCAAGGAAGGUGUGCAAUGGGAGGAUGUGCAUGCGCACGCGCAUCGGGUCGCUAUCGAUGGCCUGCUGGAACUAGGGAUUCUUCGCGGCUCGAAGGAGGAGUUGUUUGAGAAGAGAGUCAGCGUAGCAUUCUUCCCGCACGGUCUGGGUCAUUACCUGGGAAUGGACACUCAUGACACUGGGGGCAACCCGAACUAUGAGGACAAGGACUCUAUGUUCAAAUACCUGAGAGUGAGAGGCCGUUUGCCAGCGGGAUCAGUUGUCACUGUCGAGCCAGGCAUCUAUUUCUGCCGGUUUAUCAUCCAGCCCUACCUGGACUCUGCUGAGUUGAACAAAUACAUCGACUCAAGUGUUUUGGAGAAGUAUUGGGGCGUAGGUGGAGUGCGCAUCGAGGACAAUUUACAUGUCACCCGAGAUGGAUAUGAAAAUUUGACCACCGCACCCAAGGCUAUUGAGGAAAUUGAAAGCCUGGCCUGCCAGGCUGCAUGCUAAUGCAUGGAGUAUAGUAUGACAACUAGAGUUGUCAGACAUCUAAAGCGAUCUUGAUUAGUUAUGAAGGGACACGCCAGACUGCAUUUUGAAUGGAUAACAGCGUCAAUACCACAAAGAG